Molecule: messenger RNA, 294 nt
Organism: Suillus subaureus
Lineage: Eukaryota; Fungi; Basidiomycota; Agaricomycetes; Boletales; Suillaceae
Exons: 1
Source: RefSeq, a predicted model, not a curated record
AAUCCAUCUGAUUUACAAGCCUUCUUUCAGGAAGCACAAAAAUUCCACUUGAAUGGUAUCUUUGAACUGUUUUGGCAGGACUGGGUAAUCAUAGAUCCGUCCUGCUUCUUCACACCCAAGACACUGCAUGUCCUUCAUAAGGAAUUUUGGGAUUAUGACACAAAAUGGUUAAUCUUUGGUGUUGGGGAGUCAGAGAUGGAUUUCUGUUUUUCUGUUUUGCAGCCUGUCACUGGUUUUUGGUGUUUUGCAGAAGGGAUCAUGAAACUCAAACAGGUUAUGGGGUGCUGUCAAUGA